Messenger RNA from Hirundo rustica (Barn swallow), 1086 nucleotides. It is a transcript of the gene PHLDA3, whose product is annotated as pleckstrin homology like domain family A member 3. Gene Ontology annotation, molecular function: phosphatidylinositol phosphate binding. Gene Ontology annotation, biological process: positive regulation of apoptotic process; intrinsic apoptotic signaling pathway in response to DNA damage by p53 class mediator; negative regulation of phosphatidylinositol 3-kinase/protein kinase B signal transduction. Lineage: Eukaryota; Metazoa; Chordata; Aves; Passeriformes; Hirundinidae. Gene Ontology annotation, cellular component: plasma membrane. Bases 93 to 566 code for a protein of 157 amino acids. The record is from RefSeq and is a predicted model, not a curated record. The transcript has 2 exons.
UCCGGCGUGGAGCGGCUGGAAUUCCCCCGGCGGGUAAUGCCCGGCCGGGCCGGCACGAGGUGCUGAGCAUCCCGGGCGGGCGGGGAGCCGCGAUGACCCCCGAGAAGGUGCUGAGAGAGGGGGUGCUGGAGAAGCGAAGCGGGGGGCUGCUGCAGCUCUGGAAGAAGAAGCGGUGCCUGCUGACGGAGAAGGGGCUGCAGCUCUUCGAGCCCAAGGGCUCGCGGCGCAAGGAGCUGAGCUUCGCCCGCAUGAAGGCCGUGGAGUGCGUGGAGUGGAAGGAGAGGCACAUUUACUUCACGGUGGUGAUGGACAACAGCCUCGAGAUCGACUUCCGCUGCGCCCAGGAGGACCCGGGCUGGAACGCCGAGAUCACCAUGGGGCUCGUGCGCUUCAAGAACCAGCAGGCGAUGCAGGAGGUGCGCGCCCGGCACAGCUGCCGAGCAGUGGUGCAGCUGGACGCCGCCCCGGUGGGACAGCCCAGGGAACCGCAGCUUCCCAGGAGUCGGAUGGAGAUGGCCCUCGGCUCGGCAGGCGCUGGGGAGAACGGGAUCCCUGCGGGCAAGUGAGGUCACGGCUGCGCAGCCCGGGGAUGACGGUGGCCCCGGGGAGGCCGGUGCUGGCGCUGGCUCCCCCCGUGCCGGGGCAGGACAGAGGCACCGCAGGAGCUGGGCUGGAGCAGCCACCUCCCCUUGGCACGGCGGGGCAAAGGACAGGGCAGGGGGUGACAUCCCUGCCCGGGGCCCCACCACCCUUCAUUCUGCUGACGUGUGCAGGACCUUGGUGCACUGGUGGGGACCCCAAGCCUCUCCUGCAGGACAGGGGAUGGAUGAGGCUAUGCCCGAAGGAUCCGUGCCACAGGGAGCUCUGUCCGUGUGACAGUGACACUGGGACAAACGGAUGUGGCUGGGUCCCCAUUUUAAAAAGGGCCCGGGGAGCUGCUGCUGCAGCAGGGACCCCUCAGCAGGGCACUGAACCAAUGGUGGGGUGACACAACGUUGCUGCUGGACAUUGUCUCACCCUGGGAUGUCCUUGGGCUGUUCGGAAAUGCUGAGGACCACAAUUCUCUGUACCAAAAUUUUCCUUAAA